This is a messenger RNA of Ruditapes philippinarum (Manila clam), 1842 nucleotides long. RefSeq lists its product as uncharacterized. Lineage: Eukaryota; Metazoa; Mollusca; Bivalvia; Venerida; Veneridae. The transcript is spliced from 14 exons. The record is from RefSeq and is a predicted model, not a curated record. The coding region runs from base 200 to 1810 and encodes 536 amino acids.
CUCGUGUGGAAGUUUAUCCAAAAUCACUGAAAUUAAGAUUAAAACAGAGAUUAAUAUUUAUCAUUUUUGUCGCGGCGCAUCUUCAGUAAACAUAUGUGUGACAUUUUUAUGGAAUUCUGUUGAAUAGGAAAUGGCGUGACUAUGGGCUAAACGUUCAACGAAACAACUCGGCUGUGACUGCCUUAACUCGACACGCCUUAUGUUUUUUUUAUUUGUGAAACGAAAUGGUUCGGAAAACUUAGUAAAAAAGAUGAAAUAUUCAAGUGCUCUCUUCGCGUUGUUAGUGUUAAUGCACGUGAGCCACAUUAAAGGAGCCACCAAACCCACGAAAUACCCGCCAAAACUCGGGGGAGGUGCUGACGGAGCUGCCGGGAGUGAGUUUUUGAAAGGAACCGCCGAUACACCGAAGCUAGAAAUUCGGAGUCACUGUACAAAGAGUACACCUGCAUCCACUGACGUAGAUAUGAACCUGUUCGUCUAUCAGAAAGAUACAGCCUUCAAAUUUAGUAACAUUGGACCUGACGAUGAUAAACUUGUAGAAUACCAAGCAUGUUUUCUGAUAGAUGCAAAGGAAUAUGUUGACAACAAGAACAUUCAGAAGGCGACAACUCUCACAGGCUGUGGUGGUUCUGCCUCCUUGGUGCGAGGCAAUUCGGGAGGUGAUAUAGGCACUGACCUUGAUAGUCGAACCUUUAAAACUAAAAUCAGUUUCGAUCCUUCCGACAACUCGUAUGAUUGUGGUGGAUAUAAAAACAUGGACACCAAGGCGGUUUUCGCGGUGACAUGUAAGAGAUACGAGUUAUACGACAAAUUGUUUGAUUAUACGUUCCUAGUUUAUUACGAUGCCGACAAGGAUGCGUGCACCAGUCUACAGAUUGACCCACAAGACAUCACUGUAGCCACCCCGCCGACGAUCGAUCAUGCUCACCAGUUUGAGGUCACAUUCAAGGCUUACACCAAUGAUGAUAUUGCUGGGGUACCCUGGCCAAAUGGUCCACAAUCAGAAGAUGGUUCCCACUCAAAUAACGUCAAAGAGGUCACUGGGGUCCUAGACCUUGGUACCACGUUUUAUUUGGAGAUAUGUUUGAUUAAUCCGUCUAAGCCGAGCGAUCCAUCCUACAAACCGUUUUUUAAUGAUGGUUUUGAACCAAUCGGAAUCUACGUGAAGAAAUGCACAGCGACAAAUGACAAAGACACCGGUACACCUGGUAUAGAUGCCGACACGCCGGUUACAUUUAUUGAAGAUGGUUGCGGUUUGGGCGUGGAUCCAAUGGAAAUGGUCGGAAAAUCUGGGCUGCCCAAUGAAAGGGGGUUCAUGUAUGUCAAAGAUUCAACGGAUUCAACGUUAGACUGGUUAAGGACGCCGAAUUGUUUCCGGUCUUUUCCUACGGAGGCCGUGUCAUUUGCGAGAGCUAUUCGUGAUGCUGUCGCCCGAACUGUCUACAAGUGUGAAAUUGAAUACUGUUUUUCCUCGUCUGACACGAAAUGUUUUGGUACAAAAACUCAAGAAAGAAUUGGUUACCCAGCUUGUGCACGUAAGAAAAGAGAGGCUAAUGACACGGUCACUGGAUUUACCCGCAACACAGCUGGGUAUCCAACAGAAGUAUCGGUGGCGGUGAGCGUUUCGUUACCAGGAUCUAAACAGGCACAUUCCAAUUCAUGUCCAGAAUCAAUGAUGUUUGUUGGUAUAUCCACGAUACUGAGCGUUGCGUUUUUCGUCACGGUGAUACUGUCUGGCGUUCUGAUGUACAACAUUAGAUCGGUCUACUUCAACUCUGAUGACAGCUCUAUAAUAGGAAUUGUCAACUAAUAAUAUUUUCUCUCAGAUUAUGCUUUCGAUAU